Messenger RNA from Uloborus diversus, 3183 nucleotides. RefSeq lists its product as uncharacterized. The transcript has a single exon. The coding region runs from base 1 to 3183 and encodes 1060 amino acids. NCBI's taxonomy places the organism in Eukaryota, Metazoa, Arthropoda, Arachnida, Araneae, Uloboridae. The record is from RefSeq and is a predicted model, not a curated record. Gene Ontology annotation, biological process: telomere maintenance; DNA repair. Gene Ontology annotation, molecular function: DNA helicase activity.
AUGUUCGAAUAUGAACGAGUUAAAUCUACCAUAUCUGCUUGUACUAAAAAAAUUCAUGGACAAGAUGGCAUGAUCGAAGACGUUCAUUUGUAUUUAAGAAAUUUGAGAGGUUCUGCAGCCUAUUGGAGAGGGGCUUUAAAUGAACUCGUAGCCCAGAUUAAAUGUCUGGGGCCACCAACUUACUUUGUCACCUUCAGCUGUAAUGAUUUGCAUUGGACUGACAUGAAAAAGGCGUUGUUGAUUGUCGACGAUCGCUCCGACGAAGAUCCAAAUGACUUGGACAUUAUAUCGACACAGCGCCUUAUAGAACAAUAUCCAGUGAUUGUUAGUCGUCAUUUUAUGGUCAGAGUAAAUGCUCUCAUGAAGUUAAUCCUCCGCAACAAUAAAAUCUUGGGUGGCAAAGUAAAUGACUUCUGGUGGCGCGUUGAGUUCCAAAAUCGUGGCAGUCCCCAUCUGCACAUGAUUAUUUGGAUUGAAAAUCAUCCUUCGUUCGAAACACCUGAAGGAAUCCUAAAACUUGACGAAGUUCUGACCUGUGAAUUACCCCCCGUUCACGAUGAACUUUAUGAGAUCGUCAAAAAGUGCCAAAUACAUCAUCAUACGCAUACGUGUGAGAAAAAUAACUCUGAUACCUGCCGAUUCAACUUUCCCAGAAAAGUUUGCACUGAAACACGCAUCAUCGCUCAUACAUCAGAUGAGUUCAUUCGUAACGGUGGAAGAAUUUGCCUCUUGAAACGCCGACCCAAAGAGAGUUAUGUGAAUAACUAUAAUAAGUCACUUCUUUUGAUAUGGAAGGGCAACAUGGAUAUUCAACCAUGUGGCUCUAAUGAAUCUAUAGCAUAUUACGUCGCUAAGUACAUAUCCAAGUCCGAACCCACACAGUUAAAUUCCAGCAUUGCACAGGCGAUUCAACAAAUCCGCCCAGAUGAGACAAAUAUUUCUCGCAAAUUUUUCAAAAUAUGUAUGCGUCUAAUGAGUGAGCGACAAGUUUCGGCAUGCGAGUGUGUUUUUAGACUCUGCCAUUUAAAUUUACGAGACAGUUCAAGACAAUGUGUUUUCCUCAACACCAGAAAACCCGAGCAAAGAUACAGAGUAUUAAAAUUCAACGAAGCGGGAGAUAACACCGGACUGUGCGCAAACAUCUUUGAUAGAUACGAAAAAAGACCUCUGGAGCAUCAAAAUUUCAACUUUGCGAACAUGACCUUGAUGGAAUUCGCCAUGAAAUUUAAACCAUAUUACGCGAAACCACAAAGCAAAGAAUUUGUUGAGGAGAGUAUUGACAUUGACGUUUAUAAUGAUAAUGUUCCCCAUAAGAGAAAAAAAAAAGAAUUGAUUACUUUGAUGGACAAUUGUAAAAUAGAAAUAAGAAAUGUAACUGCUGUUGUAAGAGUUCCAUACUUCGUUGCCUCCACUGAUCCGGAGAAUUUUUACUAUAGUCUUCUUCUGCAAUACAUGCCCUACCGCUCGGAGCAAGAACUACUUGAAGGAUUUAAUUCUUCAAAAGAAGCCUUUCUUGCUCGAGAAGAGGCUUUAAAAAGAAACAGCGAGCAAAUGGAAGAAUAUCGAGAACGAGAUAGACAACUGGAGAAUGCCUUUAACCAAGCUCACGCAUUCGAAAUACUCGAUGCAGAACCGCUUGAAUUGCAGGAAGACGUUGACGAAGAAGUUUUGGAACAACAAAUAAUGGACGACAUUCAAUUUCAAAAUGCAGUCCAAGCAAUGAACUUGCGUCAAAAAGACAUAUUCAAGUACAUUACAUCAAGUAUUCAAGACCAAUUGGGUGGCAGCCAACACCGAGAAAGACUUUUCAUCACUGGCCAAGCUGGCACUGGAAAAACAUUUCUUUUCAAUCUACUGAAAAAUCAAGUCAACCGAUGUUACGCCAAGCCAGUAGUCAAAGUAUGUGCUUUAACAGGUGUAGCUGCACGAUUGGUUGGAGGAUCCACAUUACACAACUCGUUGAAAUUACCAGUUCAAAAAGAUGGUCGUAUUGUGGAAAUGCCUUUACUAACUGGAAUAUUUCUCCAAACUAUGCGUCGACUUUGGACAGACAUUGAAUUCUUCUUCAUUGAUGAAAUAUCCAUGGUACCGUACGAGAUGCUAAGCAUGAUUGACUCGCGUUUGAGGCAAUUAAAGAACACUGACAAUUUUUUUGGAGGCCUUAACAUUCUAGUAUUUGGUGAUCUAAUGCAGCUUCCACCUGUGAGAGGAAGACAAAUAUUCCAACAGCCCGAGCACAUGAUUCCUGCUACUGACUUAUGGAAACUUUUUUCUUUGGUAGAAUUGGUGGACAAUAUGAGACAGCAAGGAGACAUGUUGUUCGUUGACCUCUUAAAUGCUCUUAGAAUUGGUGAACUCUCGGAUCAGCAUAUGGCUGUUUUACUUGAGAGAGAAAGUUCUGAUAUGGAUGGAGAGUUUUCCAUUGAAAGAGCCUUAAGAAUCUACCCAACUAACAAGCAGGUAGAUGAACAUAACAAUCGAGUUCUCCAGUAUUUCAGGAGCAAAAAUACUAGUAUCUACAAAAUUCGUGCCCAAGAUCAACUAAUCGAUGCAACAAAAAAACUCAACGAAAAUACAAGUAUCGAUAGCAUCAUUUCAAAAGACAUUAACAAGACCGGAGGUUUACCGCGAGAAUUAGAAAUUUUCGUAGGAGCUAAGGUUACGUUAAGAGCCAAUAUUGACGUCACCAAAGGUCUUGUUAAUGGAGCUAUAGGAUUUGUAAAAGAGAUUGUUUGGCCAUAUUUUCGCAGAGCUCAAGUGUAUGCCGAGGACAUACCAUCUGUUCUCAUCAAUUUCGGUAAAGACGGCAUACACAAAAUCGAGCCGAAAUCCAUUCAAUUUCCAGCUUUAUACAGUUAUGGAACUGCCGAAAGGCGAAUGUUGCCGUUGAUUUUGUCGUGGGCUUCAACUGUACAUAAAAUGCAGGGAAGUACUGUGGACUAUGCAGUUGUCUAUCUUGGAAAUAAACUAUUUGCUGAAGGACAAGCGUACGUAAGCUUGAGCAGAGUAAGAUCUCUUGCUGGACUCCGGAUAGAAGAGCUCGACUGCACAAAAUUAACUGGCAAGAAGCCUUGCAAUAAUGAUGCUCUUGUGGAAAUGGAGAGAAUGCGGAGGUACAGUGAAAAUGAUGAAAGAAUACGAAAUAGUACUGUCAAAAAUGGUUUAAUUUUCAAUGUGGACUAG